UUCAUUCCGCUGCUCUCCAACAAGCAUGCAGAACCAAAGUAUCAAUAGGUGCUUAGUUCCUCUGCUCUCAUCAGCAUUCCUGGCAGCAAUCACAUUCCUUUCUCUGAACAGGAUCAGGGUCUUGCACAAUCAGCUUCACUUAGCUGCAGCUCUGGUUACUGAGGGACGCUUUCACACCUGGAUGUCAUCAGAUUCUCAGCUCACACACGGCCCCUUAUUCACCAUGCUCCAAAACAUGGCUUCUCUCUCUCCUUCCUGUUUCUCUCUUAACUCUGUGAGCGAAACCCCACCUCUUCAUGAAUAUACAAAUAUCUAUGCAGUCUGA
Messenger RNA from Staurois parvus, 325 nucleotides. Lineage: Eukaryota; Metazoa; Chordata; Amphibia; Anura; Ranidae. The record is from the annotation of a GenBank genome assembly.